This is a messenger RNA of Symbiodinium sp. CCMP2456, 1794 nucleotides long. The record is from the annotation of a GenBank genome assembly. NCBI's taxonomy places the organism in Eukaryota, Dinophyceae, Suessiales, Symbiodiniaceae.
GACCAGACGCGCUUUCACUGCACGGCAAAGGUGAACUGUGUCGACAUCUUUGUCAGCCACUCCUGGUCAGCCAAUGGCUGGUUAAAAUACUUGGCCGUGUGUUGCUUUUUGAACUUCGGUAUAGCCAAGAAGGCCACUGCUGCCGCUGCUGUCUUUUCAAGUCUCUUGGUAUUCUUACUCCCGGAACUGCCGACGUGGCUGGUAUUCUGCAUGAUGCUAGAUGCCCCAGUGCUCAUCUUCUUUGUGUUCUUCUUGUAUGGGCAGAACUUGACAUGCGGGCUAUGGUGUCCAAGCAUGUGGGUAGACAAGCUCUGCGUGGAACAGGGCGAUGAGAGCAGGAAAGCAGCAGGACUUGCUGGUCUGCCGACCAUUGUUCAAUGUUCUGGUCGCAUGCUUGUCCUAUGGGAUGACACGUACUUCGAAAGGUUGUGGUGCAACUUCGAGUUGGCCAUUUUCGCGAAGUACCGGGGUCUGAAGAACUUUCGGUUUUUGCCCGUGUGGCUGCCACCCUGGAUACUGAUUGGCGUGCUGUUCUCAUACCUACUCUGGCGGCUCAUUGCCACAUUGCAGGAGCUAGAGCCGGAGUACGGUAUAGAUGAUACUGCCAAAUACGCAGCAGCUGCUGGCGACAAGGUUGCUUUUGGGACGCAACGAGUGCUAAAGAUCUUGACGGACCUUGAAACCUAUGCUGUGUUAGAAAUGCCUUUCUUUGUCGUUGCCGUGGUUCUACUACGCAGCAAGCUGGAUGGUCACCGUUCUUUGCUGGGGAAUAUGCUGAAAUUUGACAUCCAUCGUGCAAAGUGCUCGGUUGAAGAUGACCGGGAGGUGAUUGAGGCCCAGGUAGCCAGACUCUAUGCCACAGACGAGGAGCCGGUCAUAGCCCUGGACAGCCUCGAGGGGCAAAAAGCCGCUGAGGCUGUGAGCUCGAUUCCUCUCAGCCCCGGUUCUUCCGAGGAGUCGGUCAUAGGCGACAGUUUAUUUCUAGCGGAACAACCGGAACGAGAUGGGGAGGGUUAUGCACGCCUCCCGGCAGAGGCGGAUAAGUCACAGAUGUCACAGCUUGGGGUAAGCUCAAUGCACAGCGAGUCCGUGCUCGAGUAUCCAGUCAUAAUGGCCGCGAGCUCAAUCACGAACUCAUCAUUUUUGGCACCAGUCGCAGCUGCAGUGAGUGAUGCAGGGUCAGACUAUCCCCUGAUGGGCGUUGACAUGUUUGCAUGGGAAACUGAAAUUGAGGGCAAAGCUUAUGAUUCGCAGCCGGAUGAGGAACGGCUUGCGAUACAAGGCGAUGUCGAUCGAGAAGACUGCCUGCAGGCGUUCAAUGAGCUCGUUCGUUUCCAACUACGUGCUGCGAUUGUUGAAGAACUGGGUCUUGAAACAGACUUGCCUUGGGGCGACUGUUUGAUAGUAUACAUGCCGGCUGUACUGUCCGCAACAGCCAUCACAUGGGCUGCGAGAGACCUUUACGCUGGACUUGGUUUUUCUUCCGUGAAUCAAUACCUCUUCGUAAACCUGGCGCAAAUCUCCCUGGCAUUGUUCUGCAAUCCUUUAGCAUACGCUCUGCUGCUGCGAGGAAUGAAUUGCAUCACGCCUACAGGGAGUGCCGGGCGUUUGCAUGGUUUGGCGUGGCUGGCGUGUGGCGUGCUGGGGGAGAUCUUCGUUUGCGCCCUUUACGCAGUCGCCUGUGGGACACUCGAAAGCUAUGUCUUGACACAACAUCCUAUGUUUCUGCUUGGCUUCCUGGCGAGCUUAUCCUUUGCGCUGGUGCUGAACUGGAUCUUGUUCUGGGGUACCUGA